Molecule: messenger RNA, 1483 nt
Organism: Pseudomassariella vexata
Lineage: Eukaryota; Fungi; Ascomycota; Sordariomycetes; Amphisphaeriales; Pseudomassariaceae
Product: dihydrouridine synthase 4-like protein
Exons: 3
Coding region: 250-1413 (387 amino acids)
Biological process (GO): tRNA processing
Molecular function (GO): tRNA dihydrouridine synthase activity; flavin adenine dinucleotide binding
Source: RefSeq, a predicted model, not a curated record
CAAACCAGUCGAGAGACCUUGCUAGUGAUUCACUUCUUUCGCCCUGUUAAAAGUAAAUCGUAAGGGAAUCAUCUCAAUCACUUUCUGAAUUGACGCCCACCAAGUUCAUAUCGAAGCGUUAUUCUUGGUCGUUCUGUUGUGUUGUAUAUAAGACUCUUACAGAGAAUUACGAAAACACUAUUUGAAAUCGGAAAUCUGACGAGUCUUGAUAUUGAAUGAUACAGAUAGCAUGGGUGCCUUCAAUCAGCGAUGACGACCGAUCAUGAAGAUGGGGAUAUCAACCCUUUCCUCCCUACCGUCCACCCCCUGAAGAUAUUUGACGCGGCAAAAUCUCAAGGCCGAUUCUUGUAUGCUUGUGCCCCGAUGGUGAGAUACAGCAAGCUCGCGUUCCGCCAAACGGUCUAUCACUAUGGCACCGAUCUCUGCUGGACGCCCAUGGUUCUAGCCAAGGAGUUCAACCGCAACCAGGUCGCGAGAGACAGCGACCUAACCAUCUCCAGCUCCGGACCCCAACCGCAUACAAUCGUCCAAUUCGGGUCCAACUCGCCCACAGAACUCUCUCACGCCUCAUCCCUGGCAGCCCCCUGGGUAAGCGGCGUAGACCUCAAUUGCGGCUGUCCCCAAUCGUGGGCGUGCGCCGAAACCCUCGGCGCGGCCCUCAUGGAAAAACGUGAGCUAGUCCGCGACAUGGUCGUCGAAACUCGCUCGCGCCUCGAGGCCGACGGCUGGGAUGUGGGUAAGGAGAAGCACGUCGAUAGCCUCAAAGGCAGAAGUGUCAGCGUUAAGAUUCGCGUGCAUAAAGACCUAAGAAAAACCAUGGACUUUAUCACUACGGUUAUCGGGAACCCGCACAACCGGAAUGUGGACUGGCUGACCAUACACCCGCGCACGCGGAGCACACCGUCGACGUCACCUAUCAAUCUGGAGGCGCUAUCCAUCUUGACGGAGAAGUUUGGGCCGCAGUUGCCGAUUCUGGUGUCAGGCGAUGUGUUCACGCUUGCAACGUUGCCGUAUACUUCACAUCUGCUCGACUCCCUGCCCAUCUUUACGUCAAAGGCCGCAGAUACUACGCCUAGCACAAAGCCGUAUAUACCAAAAUUAGCUGGCUUGAUGUCGGCGCGUGCACUUCUAGCCAAUCCGGCGCUGUUUGCAGGCCAUGAGACGUGCCCCUGGGAGGCCGUGGAUGUUUUUCUGAACAAAGUUGCGCGUGCCCCACUGCCGUUGAAGCUGGCAGUGCACCAUAUUAACGAGAUGUGCGGCCCGGGCUAUGGUCCCGAUAAGAGGGCGUUGCUGAGUAAGAAGGAGCGGAUGAAGCUCAAUGAAUGUGGGAGUUGGAUUGAUGUUCUGGAUUAUUUGGACGAGGUGAGGAAAGAGAAAGAUGGGGGUGGGAAUGGAAUGAGAAGGUAUGCUUAAGAGGUGUGGCGGAUAACACCAGUGAUUUUCAUAGAGCAGGAAUAUAUACCCUUGAGAGAUCAUAAGACGC